This is a messenger RNA of Strigops habroptila (Kakapo), 1526 nucleotides long. RefSeq names its product fumarylacetoacetate hydrolase domain containing 2A (gene FAHD2A). The transcript has 7 exons. Lineage: Eukaryota; Metazoa; Chordata; Aves; Psittaciformes; Psittacidae. The coding region runs from base 118 to 1425 and encodes 435 amino acids. Gene Ontology annotation, molecular function: hydro-lyase activity. The record is from RefSeq and is a predicted model, not a curated record.
GAGCGCGGGACGUGACGUAGGUGGCCCCGGGGACCCCCCCCCCCGGGUCCGGGCGCGGCGGGAUCGGGGGGUCCCGCGCCGGGAGCGGGGGGACGGCGGGGGGGGGUGACCGCUGGGAUGUGCCUGAGCGGGGAGAGGGCACCCUGGGGUCGGGGCUGGGUGGGAUCGGGGGGGGGAUCCCCAGGGAUUGGGUUGUGCUCGAUCCGGGGGAUCCCUUGGGAUGAAGCAGGGAUCCCCCGGGAUUGGGGCUGGGCGGGAUCCGGGGGAUCCCUUGGGAUAAGGGGGGAAUCACCUGGGAUUGGGGCUGGGCGGGAUCGGGAGGAUCCUCAUGGACCGGGGGUUGGAUCCGCUGGGGUCAGGCUGAGCAGGAUCGGGGCAGGGGGGAUCCCCUGGGAUUGGGGCAUCCCUGGCAUUGGGCUGAGCAGGAUCGGGGGGGGAAUCACCUGGGAUGGGAGCAGUGCGGGGUCGGGGGGGUCCCGGGGCACGGACGCGCUCCUCUCCGGGCAGGAUCCCAGGGUCCCGGUUGGCGGCUCAGGGAUGCGCCUGGCCGGGGCCAUGCGCCUGGUGCGGUUCCGGGGGCCGGGGGGGCCCGAGCCCCGCCUGGGGCUGGAGGUGACGCCCGGGGGGGACGCGCUGGUGGAUCUGAGCGCGGCGGAGCCUGCCCUGCCCCGCUCCAUGCGGGAGUUCCUGCACACCGGCACCAGCGGGCUGGCCGCGGCACAGAGGGCGCUGGAGUCGGGGGGUCACCGGGUGCCGCGGGGCACUGUGCAGCUCCUGGCACCCGUGGGUGACCCCGAGAAGGUGAUCUGCGUGGGGCUCAACUACCGCGACCACUGCCUGGAGCAGGACGUGAAGGUCCCCAAGGAGCCCAUCAUCUUCAGCAAGUUCCCCAGCGCCAUCAUCGGGCCCUUCGACGACAUCGUGCACCCCGAGGACAGCACCGAGGUGGACUGGGAGGUGGAGCUGGCCGCUGUCGUGGGGAAGAAGGGGCGGCACAUCGAGGAGGCAUCGGCAAUGGAGCAUGUCGUGGGCUUCAUGGUGGGCAACGAUGUCAGUGCCCGGGACUGGCAGAUGAACAGGAACGGGCGGCAGUGGCUGCUGGGGAAAACCUUCGACACCUUCUGUCCCCUGGGGCCAGCCCUUGUCACCAAGGAGGCAGUGCCGGACGUCCACAACCUGCGCAUCAGCUGCAGCGUCAACGGGCGGGUGAUGCAGGACAGCAACACCAACCAGCUCAUCUUCCGCCUGCCCAGGCUCAUCGCAUGGGUGUCCCGCUUCGUCACACUGGUCCCUGGGGACAUCCUGCUCACGGGAACCCCCCCUGGGGUGGGCUGCUUUCGGAAGCCCCCCGUGUUUCUGAAGAGAGGAGACGAGGUGCGGUGCGAGAUCGAGGAGCUGGGAGUCAUCUGCAACAAGGUGGUGUGAGGAUGGGGACGGGACCUCGCGCCCCCCAGAACACCCUUGUGGGGCUCAAUAAAGCAGGAGCUGGGGCAGGACCUGCUCCCAGUGCUCCCGGUGGCACAGCA